Molecule: messenger RNA, 1092 nt
Organism: Megalops cyprinoides (Indo-Pacific tarpon)
Lineage: Eukaryota; Metazoa; Chordata; Actinopteri; Elopiformes; Megalopidae
Gene: rpp38
Product: ribonuclease P/MRP 38 subunit
Exons: 2
Coding region: 142-990 (282 amino acids)
Biological process (GO): tRNA 5'-leader removal
Cellular component (GO): nucleolar ribonuclease P complex; ribonuclease MRP complex; fibrillar center
Molecular function (GO): ribonuclease P activity; ribonuclease P RNA binding
Source: RefSeq, a predicted model, not a curated record
GCAAUAAAGUUUUUCAAUACAAAACAUCAUGGCUGCGCCCUAAGUAUCAGGUGGUUUUUCUAAACGUGCUCGUUUGCGACCCAGCGACCUUACUGAUAAAUCAGAUCUUUGGCUCUCUGUGCUACUCCCUAAGGGUGGACUAUGACAGCCUCCGCUAAAGGAGCGAAGAAAGAGAAGAAAAAGCCGAUACCGGUGAAAACAUCUCUGAAUUCUCCAUACAGUCUCCAAUGGAGUCCCAUGGGGAGCGAGGAUAUGCACUUCAUCCUCAGUGCUUUAAAGGAAAAAAUAUCAGAGAUCGGCCUUCAGAAAAGAGAGGGGGUGAAAGAUAAUCGAAAGUGGGGCAAAAAGAAAAAACAACCCUCUGACAAGCCCCCGGAUGAACCUCGCGAAAAGGCAGAUACAGAGGGGGGAACUCCCCCAAAGAGGACAGAGCAGGGGUGGACAGACAUGGCCGCGAGGAAACAGCUGGCGAUAGGGAUCAACGAAGUCACCAGAGCCCUAGAGAGGAACGAGCUCUGUCUUGUGCUGGUUUGCAAGUCGGUGAAACCCCGACAUAUGACGAGUCACCUGAUCGCGCUCAGCGAGACCCGGGCAGUACCCGCGUGUCAGGUGCCCCGUCUCAGCGAGAGCAUGUCCAGGCUGCUCGGCCUGAAGUGCGUUCUCGCUUUGGGCUUCAAGCGGAACACGGACACUUUCUCCCAGACGGUCAGUGCCAUCGUUCCUAAAGUGCCGCGGUGUCAUGUGCCGUGGAUAGCGGCCCAGGCUGAGGCACCGAGUGUAGGAGACGACUCUGUUUCAGAGGGGCAGAGGGAUGAAACGGAGAACAGAAAUGAAACCAAGGCCCAGAAGCGAAAAAUUGUGGAGGCAUCUCCUGAGACAGUAGAACUCAAAAACGCUUCACCAUUCCCACUGCAGCCCCUCAGAGUUAAGAAGAUCAUUCCCAACCCUUCAAAGAUCCGCAAGCAGAAGAAGAAAAAGGUAGCAAAAUGAAAAUGUUAUCACAGCAAACUUUUCAGUGGUAAUCUUUAAGGUCUUUGUAAUACUCUGUGUUUUCCUUUUGUAAUAUUGCAGGACCUUAAAGUCUAGUUUUUU